AAGGAAGCACCUGUCUCUGUCUCGCCCUGUCUGUCUCUCUCUGCCCCUUCACAGGAACACCGCACAAAACCUCAAGACAAGAAACCCAAGAAAACCUGCAAAGAGAAAAAAAGACCAUACCCAGGAUGCUUCGGAUCAACCUCAACCACUGCCCGAGGACCCCCGCCUUGUCCCUGGCCCUCCUCCUCUCCUGCUUCCUCCACACCCACCUCGCCAUUUGCAAUGCCGCCCCGGUCCUGCGCGGUCGCGCCCCGAGGAGCGGCGGCGAGAUCGACGCGGCGCCGUCGCGGGCGUGCUCGCGGAGCAUCGGGGACUGCUUGUCGGAGGCGGAGGCGAUGGAGAUGGAGUCGGAGACCAGCCGGAGGGUGUUGCUGAUGCAGCAGAGGAAGUACAUCAGCUACGCGACGCUGAGGCGGGACAUGGUCCCCUGCACGACGGCCGGGGCGUCGUACUACAACUGCCACUCCGGGACGGCGAACCACUACAACAGAGGCUGCGAGGUCAUAACCUGGUGCGCGAGAAACAUUAGGGACAUCAAAACUUGAAGGGCUCGACUGGCUGCAUGGUGGGUCUGAUCUCGGUGGGAUGGUGGUGGUAAUUAAAUUUUUACUCCGUUUCUGUGUAACUGUUAUUGCCUUUUGGCGUGCUUAUCGUGUGGCUGCAAUGUGGUGCUGUUAAUGUGUAUAUGUGAUCCCAAUAGUGACUCGACCCGUGAUACGAAGAAGAAGGGGUGCUUCGGAAAUCGAACCCUUCUUUAUCAAAUAUGAUGCUUGAUAAAGGUUCCUUAAGCACUUGUUAACAUGAUCCUGUUUAUCAUGUACAUUACUAGUAUCAAUGAUGCUGAUUCUUUGCUGGAGAUAA
Messenger RNA from Syzygium oleosum, 861 nucleotides. Its product is annotated as protein RALF-like 24. The coding region runs from base 126 to 545 and encodes 139 amino acids. NCBI's taxonomy places the organism in Eukaryota, Viridiplantae, Streptophyta, Magnoliopsida, Myrtales, Myrtaceae. The record is from RefSeq and is a predicted model, not a curated record. The transcript has a single exon.